AUCGAGCUGCAGGAGCAGAGCGUCAUUACGCACGACACUGAGCAGCUGGAGGGGCAGAGGAACAGAGGAGUCAGCACUGCAAGGAAACACCUGAAACACCUUACUCAGUCCCCCUGCAAAACGUCUGGAUCAGUCCCUGGAUCAGUCCCUGGAUCAGAGAGGUUAACAAUGAGGGGAGUGACCGGGACCUCCGACGGAGCGCUGCGCUUAAUGAAGAGCACUUUGGAAUAAUCCUCCAGCGGUUUUACAAACACACACACAGAGAGAGGGGGAGAGAAUGGGAAUGGCAAGCGAAGACCUGCUUGUGACACUCCAGAUUUUACCUGGGUUCUUCUCAAACUGUCUGUUCCUCGCGCUCUACGACUCCGUGGUGCUCGUGAAGCGCGCCGUGUCGCUGCUCAGCUGCUCGCGGCCCGCGGGCUCCGGAGAGUGGCGCCGCAUGCUCACCUCCGAGGGGCUGCGUGCCAUCUGGAACGGCUUCCUGCUGGACGCACACAAGCAGGUGAAACUUGGUGGCAAUGCUCCAAACUCCAAACUGGUGAAGGUGCCCAAUGCGUCUCGGUGGAGCGGCAGUCUCGGUAACAAGACAAAUGUGACCCCUGGAUCCAGAACCCGAAAUGAAGAGGAGUGCCACCUUCUGGAUUUUGAGUCAUCUGAUCGCCCCCUGGUGGUCAACUUCGGCUCGGCCACCUGACCCCCCUUCCUCAGCCACCUGCCGGCUUUCCGGCAGUUGGUGGAGGACUUCAGUGACGUGGCUGACUUCCUGUUGGUGUACAUUGACGAGGCUCACCCGUCUGACGGCUGGGUGGCCCCUCCGAUGGGCUCCUGCUCCUUCAACGUCCGGAAGCAUCAGAACCUGGAGGAGCGGCUGGGAGCGGCGCGCAAUCUCAUCGAGCACUUUUCUCUGCCGCCGCAGUGUCAGCUGGUGGCCGACAGCAUGGACAACAAUGCCAACGUGGCGUACGGCGUGUCGAACGAACGGGUGUGUAUAGUGCAGCAGAGGAAGAUCGCCUACCUGGGGGGGAAGGGCCCUUUUUUUUACAAUCUGAAGGAUGUGAGGCAGUGGCUGGAACAGAGCUACGGGAAACGGUAGGAGGAACCGAGGACAAUUGAAGAGGACGUAGACAUUCUUUCAGGAGGGACGUUUUUCACUUUAACAAGCUUUUUAAAGGAGAAACGAACAGCUGUGUUGUCAGAGAUGGAAGGUAACUAAAAACCUUUACCCAAGUGCAUUACGUCAGGACAAAUCCAAGGUACCUGUUCUCUGACUAUUUCAUUUCUGCUUGUCUUUGCUUCGACUCGUCAACGAUUCCAAUGAACAUGUUAUUCUUUAUACUGCUCUUCAUGGAUUUGACACUGUAAGGUACACGUUCUUCAUUCAGAUUGAUAGCACAAGCAUCAUAACAAAACAUAUGAUGUAUUUUUAUUUAUAAGAUGAGGAUUACUCGAUCCCUUGGAGGAAAUCCUGUGAAAUUCACCCUGUUUUCCUGGCAAAAAAAAUGAAAAGAAAGAGGAGUACAAAUGAGUCACAUUUCUCUCCAGAUGUUCAGUUUCCAUUGGGCUGUAUUUGUUUAGCUGUUGAUCUGAAACACCACAAUCUGUCUCCAGAGUUACAAACUGCUACUUUGAGUAAAACUUUGACCGCAGGA
Molecule: messenger RNA, 1649 nt
Organism: Notolabrus celidotus (New Zealand spotty)
Lineage: Eukaryota; Metazoa; Chordata; Actinopteri; Labriformes; Labridae
Gene: dio2
Product: iodothyronine deiodinase 2
Exons: 2
Molecular function (GO): thyroxine 5'-deiodinase activity
Source: RefSeq, a predicted model, not a curated record